AUGCAGGUUCGACCGAAUUCGGAAGGCCCGAUCUCGAGAAGGCUGUCACAUAUCGACGGGUUGCUCGCUGGCUUCAACGUUCUUGCGUCAGAUUGCCCUAUUGACAGGCAAAAGCAACAAUGGGAUCGUCUGGAAGCGCUCCGUGGCGAGAUGCAGCGCCAAUGGGAAGGCCUCAGAGAUGUGCCCCUGGCUGUGGAUGAUCUAGAAGGCUUCUGUGACACUGCGCUUUUUACGUAUCGGAACGCCUUGGCUGGUCUUGUGCCGACUGAUCUUUCCAAGGUUGCUGGGCUUUGCAGCCUGUCAUACGCCGUGUCACGCAUUCUUGAGCGCGAAGGAACGCCGUCAUCGGAGAAUUUCCUAGACGAUGUUCAGGUCUGCUUGCAGCCUCUGGAAAGGCAAGAGGACCGUCAGAUGAUUGAGGGUGUCAUGGCAAAGCUCUGGCCUCCGACCGUGCAAGUUGGCCAGGCCUCUCAUAUGGGAAGCGACUCGGUGGUUACUCAUCAGGACCAAGGCUGGACCUACUAUCCAAGCAGCCAAGCAUCGGUUUACCCUAAUGCCACGUCUUCUGAGCCAUGGCAGAUCCAGGGCACCUCAUGCCUGCCAUACAGUUCAACGACCUCUGGGUUUGGUGGCCUAGCGGGUGGUCUGCCUGUGUCCGCCAACUGGGCUCAAACCACUCAACGUCCUUUCGAGCAGUUCGAUGCGGCAGUUGACACUGCUGAUUAUCUGGCCCUCAGCUUACUUCCAAUGCCUACUACACCAUGGUCGGGCCCGGGCCAGGUCGGGCUCCAGGUUGGGUCCUAUGGUCAAUUAGAAGCUGCAAGCGAACCAACAGCAGUGUCUUCCUCGCCCAGCGGUCCGCAGCACGUCCAAGAUACAGGACUAUUCGAGGCCAUUGGGGCGUUUCUAGAUGUUUCUUCCAAUUUCUUGUCCCAGCUUUCUGGGAAUGGGAUAACCGCCAAGAACCUGGCCGCAUGUCUCUCCUCCAGCCAGGAACGGCUGAAGGACAAGGAACAGCUACAAUACUCGUACGUGGAGCCCUUGAUCAAAAGGCAAGAGCUCUUGCAGGCCCCAUUCUCGACUAUCCUCUCAAUUUCCAAGAAGUUUGUCGCCUACGGCUGUUUACAAAGUGUCAAAGAGGUGCAGUCCUACAUGAAGGCGGUCGCAGAGGAGCUUUUCUACGACGAUGCAGCGCAGGAAUUGUUCCUCCAAAGCAUCCAAACUCCCCCGACAGAAGCUGAACUGUCUGUACAAGAGUGUCGAUGCCUGGCGUCUGCUAAACCAGGCACUGUCAGAUGUCCAAACUGCAAAAAGAGCUUCAGCAAAAAGUCCAACAUGCACACGAAGACGCCUUUCCUAGACACCUUCACACAAUACCACUCCUUCGACCGAGGUGCCACCCGUGCAAAUGUCGGGGGUGCUCAAGCCUUGGAGCAUCUUUCUCGAGCUCUUGGAGAGAUUGAUGGCCUCUUUGCUGGCAUGAAGUAUCUUGAUGCGACGGAGCCUCUCGAUGCGACACCCCCGCCUAGUGUCGAGCCUGACGAGCUUGCCCUGGAGCUUGACGCUCUCUGCAAGGCUGCCGCAUCACGCCAGCCACGCCAGCCGCCCCAAGAAAUAGCCUGGUCGUCUGUUCGAGAUGUUCGGGAGGUCAUGCAAUGCCUUUGGCGGCACUUUGUCAAGGUGUCGCAGGGCCUAAACAUGCCAAUCAUCAACAGCCUUCGCGAGACAUACAAAGACUCCAGAGGCCUUCGCACCGCUGGCGUUUUUGCAUUUCGCAACACCUUGACAGGCCCUACCCCCAACGACCUCGAGAAAGUCUUUGCAUUCUGCAGCCUCUCAUAUGUCGUCUCGAGCCUCCUGCACGCGAGAGGCAGGCUCAAGAAGACCGAGAUCCUGGACGGCAUCCUUAUCUGGCUAAAUGCCCUCGAGACUCCACAAGAACGGGAGGCGUUUCGGGGGCUUGCGUACUGGCUUUUGCCUGAAGCCCACGACAAGAUGAACUUCAUCGACCUUCUUGACUACAUGGAGCUUGAAGGUCCACACCAACCCCAACCAUUCCAGAAAUCUCAAUUUGCGUGUCCUGGAUUUAUCCCUACAAACACAUCCACUGAAGAGAAAGCCCAGGACCAUGUUCAGAUAAUCGCGAAUGCCACAGAGGGGGAGUGGUCUUCAUUGAUGAUGAUGUCUCAUGCUUUCAACAUCCCAGACCCAGGACAAUCGCUUUACUUCGGCCACUGUUUUGACCCAGGUCAAUCGCUCGACCAAUCUGUCAACACCAGUGAUAGCCAAAAUAUCGACUACAGCCAAUCCUCCGACCCGAACUAUAACAUAUUCGAUGACCCAAUGCUAGGUGGCACAGCUGUCAUCCCAUCCAACGUCACUCAGCAGCCCGCCACCAUGUCUGAAAAGGACACCAAAGACGUCCCAUCCCGAGGUAUAGUGUCUGUUGUUGAGGCGUUUGUUGAGAUUGGGUAUUUGCAGAGCACUAGUGAAGUCAAGGACUACAUGAUCAGGAUCGCCAAGUCAUUGUUCUGCGAUGUCGUCGCGUAUAACGAGUUUGUGGAAUGGAUCCUUCCCCCGUGA
Molecule: messenger RNA, 2583 nt
Organism: Fusarium falciforme
Lineage: Eukaryota; Fungi; Ascomycota; Sordariomycetes; Hypocreales; Nectriaceae
Exons: 6
Coding region: 1-2583 (860 amino acids)
Source: RefSeq, a predicted model, not a curated record